AUGCCAAGGCAUGGCCUGCUAGCAGCCGCUCUGUUGCUGCUCCUCGGACGUUUGACGGAGGCCACAAAUGUGAACCCACUCGUGCUGCUUGUAUCGUUCGAUGGCUUUCGGCACGACCUACUCAACGAAACCACGGUCCCGAAUAUCUACAAGUGGGCGAAAGAAGCCGUAUGGUUCGUCAACGGGUCACAGAGUCAGUAUGUCACCUUUACGGCACCGAAUCACAUGAGUAUCGCCACUGGGCUGUAUGAGGAAAACCAUGGAAUUGUGUCGAAUUUCUUCUUCGACCACAAGGAUGACAAACAAUUUGACUAUUUCAACUACACGGGUAGGAGAAGCGACAAAGAGAUGGAUUCGAGCUGGUAUCUUGGGGAACCCAUCUGGCUAACCAACGAAAAAGCCGGUGAUAGCCGUAAAUCCGCCGUUCUUGACUGGCCGAUGGUAGAAGCUAAUUUUCCAAUGGCGCCGCAUCAUCCGAAAUGGUUUAGAGCGUGGAAACAUCGCGGGAAUCUGACGACGUGGAUCGAGGAUAUUGACACCAUGCUCGAGCAGUUUCUCGAUUACGGCGUCAACUUUGGAGCUUUUUAUUUGGCCGAGCCGGACUCGGUGCUUCAUGAAAACGGCUUCUACAAUGGUGAAUUCAAUAAAACGAUCCAACAAGUUGAUAAAGCGUUCGACUACUUGAUCUAUCGAGCAAAAGCGCUCAACUUGGAGGAUCGGCUGAAUAUUAUAUUGACGGCCGAUCACGGACAUGCUCAGAUCCAAGGCUAUAAAUCGGUGUUUUGUAUUCGCGACUAUGUUCUGGGCACUGGCUUCGAGAUGGGUGACCAUAUGAUUUAUCCAACGGAUGAUGACCAUGCAAACGAAGUCUUCAAGAAUCUUACGCGCGCCAAAGAGGAGGGCUACAAGAUUGAAGUGCUUUGGAAGAAGGAUUUGUCGCCGGAUCUGCACUACAAAAAUUCGAGCAGGGUCGGCCAGAUUAUCAUCAAUCCAACGAUCGGAUCCGGUCUCUCAUUCUCAUGCAGUCAAAAGGAGUAUGAGAAGGAAUACGGGCCAAAUGGUACAAAGACGUUCCACUCGUCAACACACGGGAUGGACCCCAAGCGCCCGGAAAUGAGGGCGCUGCUGGCGAUGCGUGGGCCUGCUUUCGAGUCGAGGAAAAUGAUUACUGAAAUCCCCACAAAUAUCGAUAUCUACCCUCUGAUUUGCAGCAUAUUAAAGAUUACGCCGGCUCCCAACAACGGUUCUCUGGCUAUUAUCAAGAAAGCGCUGAAGAGCCAAGCAAACGCAGCCGAAGCUACGACCUCUGGAACGGACCGGCCACUAUUCCCGUCCGACGGUCCCAUCGGACACUCAAUGUUUUAUAUUGGGUUUACGGACUCGCUUGGCUUCCUGGUAAUAUUGGUGCCAUCUUUAUGCAUCGUUCUGCUCAUCUUCGGGUUGAUGUGCCGGAACACGGUACUGAAGAACGACCCGAAUUGGACACGACCCGAGGCGACGCGCGGCUACCGGCCGCUGUCCUUUGGCAAUGCGGAAGAGGAUGAGGAAGAGGAUUUUCAAGUCUUGUUCUCGCGAAGAAACAACCCUUCUGGGGAGCUCAAUGUGACGAGCAGCAAGAAGAACAAGGACAAGGAAGACACAAAUGUCCUCCUCGACGUCGGGUCCAGCAGCGACGAGGACGUUAUA
Mesorhabditis spiculigera is the source of this 1686-nucleotide messenger RNA. Lineage: Eukaryota; Metazoa; Nematoda; Chromadorea; Rhabditida; Rhabditidae. The record is from the annotation of a GenBank genome assembly.